UCAGUGGAUGUGAUGAUCGACGCACCCAAGCUAGAUUUCUUUGAGUCGUUUUUACAAACACUUGCUGCCCAAAGCCUCAAUGGAUGUGAUGAUCAACACAAUACCGACAUAUUGCCCAGAUUACAAGCAUACUAUAACAAUUACAAAGUGGUGAAAAUCAAACCAUUGAGUGGGCAACGAGAAUUGUGGUGGGCGACGACUUGGUGGGUGACGGAGCUUGGUGGCGGCGCAAUGAUUUAUACUGUGGUGUGCGACGCCGAGUGCAUUAAAACUACGAAGACAACUUGUGGUGGACGACGGAGCUUGGUGGCGGGGCGACGCUACUGUGGUGGGCGACGGAUCUUGGUGGCGGGGACGAAGCUUGGUGGUGGCGACGUCCGAACGUUUCUCACAGUUGCUGUCGUUCAUGGAGCUGUGAUCUGGGGAAGGGGUACGGGUUGUUCGCAAUGGGAAGGGCUUUUAAACGAAGGGGUACAAGCUGUAAUCAGAUGGGCCGUUUCGAAGAGGAACUGUUUUCGAGUAGAUGCUCCUCCCACAAUCUCGCAUCGUCACCAGAAGAGUUGGCAGAAGUCCCAACAACCAGAUCAAGUGCAAACCGGCUAUUUUAAUAUAACUUCCAAGAGGAGAAACGGGCGGAUCCGAAGAGAGUCGGUCUGA
Messenger RNA from Juglans microcarpa x Juglans regia, 657 nucleotides. RefSeq lists its product as uncharacterized. Bases 13 to 657 code for a protein of 214 amino acids. Lineage: Eukaryota; Viridiplantae; Streptophyta; Magnoliopsida; Fagales; Juglandaceae. The transcript is spliced from 3 exons. The record is from RefSeq and is a predicted model, not a curated record.